GGGUUUUUUGGGGGGGGGUAGAUUUUUCUGCAGUUACAUUUUUAAAGUUGCCAUCUCUACUAAGGCUUAGAAAGCAAAAUUCUUGUCAUGCAGAUCCAGACUCUCGGGUGCUUUGAUGCAUCUGACUAUAACAAAUGAGCUAUCCCUGAGGGCUAAAUUAUACAGUCGGCAGCAGACCCAGCUCUGCCAGCCUUGAUUUCUACUGACCAGUGACAGGUGAGAAGGACAUAAUCUGUAGCAGAGAAGCAGCAGACAGAUAGCAGACUGCUCCUUCCAUAUUUUAUUAUUUCCAACCUUCAAGACCUUUUUUUAAAAAGCAGGAUCCAGAGAGGAGUGUCCUUUUAACUUCACACUUGGUUCUGAGCUCUAUAAAAUGAAUGCAAUGAUGAUUCGCUGGCUGCUGCUUCUACUCCUGAAACCCUUUUGUUCUCCUGCACCUCGGCUUCUGGAAAGGGAUGACUGCCUGGUAGAAAACGGCAGACUACAGCAGAAGCUAAAAACACUCCAAGAUUUAUCCCAGCUAUAUGCACUGCAGCUGAAAGACCUCCUGGGGAACAACUACCACAGACAAAAGAGCAAGGUUUUCUCUGCCAUGAGGACCACACAGCUGGACAUGCUUUUGCCCUCAACGAGUGGAAGUCUCUUAGUCUAUAACCAAGAUUGCGCAAUGGUAUUUAACAGCGGAAAGAUGGAGAGUGGAUACUACCGAAUUAGGCCUAGAGCAGACAGAGAACCUUUCCUUGCCUUCUGUGACAUGUCAGACGGAGGAGGGUGGACUGUGAUUCAACGGCGCAGAAACGGAAAGGAGAAUUUCUACAGAAAUUGGGAUGAUUACAAAGAAGGGUUUGGACAGUUCCAGAGCAAAGGUGAUGAGUAUUGGCUGGGUAAUGAUAAAAUACAUGAUCUACUACUUGAAGGAGAAAAAUCAUUGAAAAUUGACCUGAUGGACUGGAAUGGGGAGAGACGAUAUGCAAUUUAUGAUAAUUUCCAGAUCAAGAAUGAGAGUAAUAAUUACCAGAUGGGCUUUGGCACCUUUUCUGGGACUGCUGGGGAUGCUUUGUCUGGAGGGAGCAACUUUGAGAGCCAGUGGUCUGCAUCGCUCAAUGGGAUGUCAUUCUCUGCUCCUGACAGGGACAAUGACAGGUUCCUAACAGGGAGCUGUGCAGAAGAGAAUAAAUGUGGCUGGUGGUUUAACAGAUGCCAUGCAGCAAAUCUCAACGGGCAAUAUCACAAAAAUGGGAAAUACUCUGGCCCCUUGGACAACGGAGUGGUUUGGUCAACAUGGCGGGGGCCGUGGUAUUCCCUGAAACUCACAGCCAUGAAAAUCAGGCCUUCGUCCUUUGUGGAUGGAGAGAGUGGAGAUGGAGAAGCCAACUAACACGCCCCAAGUAUGCAUUUGAGGAAAAGAAAAAUAUGGCGGAUUUGAGGGGUUUAUAUAUAUACUGUCUUCAACCUAAGUCAGCUUAUUCACAACAAUGAGGCAGAGGGCCUUCUCGGUAGUGGCACCUUCCCUGUCGAACCACCUUCCCUUCAGAUGUCAAGGAAAUAAACAACUACUGUACAGUAUCUGACUUUUGGAAGACAUCUGAAGGCAGCCCUGUUUAGGGAAGCUUUUAAUGUUUGAUGUUUAUCGUGUUUUUACUAUUUUGCUGGGAGCUGUCCAGAGUGGCUGGGGAAACCUAGCCAGAUGGGUGGGAUAUAAAUAAUAAUAUUGUUGUUGUUGUUAUAACAAGUGACAAGAGCUGGAACUGGGCCACUUCUGCUGUUCUUCCAGGAAAUAAGCCAUGCUCAAAGCUGUGGUUUUCAUGUUACAUUUCCCCAUGUUUAGAAAUAAAUACAGACUGAAGUGGAUUGCCGAGAGGUGGGAGGUCUGGGUCAAUCUGGCCUGGGAAGGAAGGAAGGAUUCACUCCAGGAAAAAGGAGCCCCCUCACCUUGUUUUGAAAAAACUGGCAAGCAGGUGAGAUGUCUAGGUAGGGAGCCUGUUAGGGAAAACAACUGGAUUCUGCAAGCCCUUUCUUUUACUUUCCAUACAGUGGUGCCUUGCUUAACAAAUGCCCUGCUUAACGAAAUUUCCGCUUAACGAAAGGUUUUUUCUAGCAGAGGUUGCCUCGCUAGACAAAUUCGUUUUAUGAAAAAUUCAUCUAGCGAAUCGCAGUUUCCCAUAGGAAUGCAUUGAAAUUCAAUUAAUGCGUUCCUAUGGGCAAAAAAAAUUCAAAAAAAAUUCAAUGCAUUCCUAUGGGAUUCGCUAGACGAAUUUUUCGUUAUAAGAAAAGACCCGUGGAAUGAAUUAAAUUCGUCUAGCGAGGCUCCACUGUAUUCAUGUUUUUUCCUCUGUAACUCAAAACUUUUGCAAUACUCUGAUUUACUGCAAAGAAUGAUCCAUUUUGUGAUACAAAACAGAAAAGGGGUAGGGGGGUAAAAGUUCAAGUGGUUAAGGGGGAGGGUCUCUGUAAAUCAAACUUGCAAGAAUGUAAUUAAGUCAAUUUUUUGUUCACUGUAUGAAGCCCACCAGAACAUAUCCAGUGAAUGGCAGAAACCAGUUUUGUUAUACAGUAAUGGUAAAACCUGUUGGAAAAUGCCGUUUUCUUGUGUUGGCAGUAACUAGGCAUAUCCUAGCCUGCUAUCCUCUGAUUAUAGGAUGCACAUCCUGUUCUUCUAUAUUGUAUUUGAGCCCACCUCUUAAUUUGCCUUUUGUCUCCAAUUUAUUGGACAUAAGCACUCUUAUGUCAAGAAUGCUUUGAUGGUGUUUCCUGCUUGGCAGGGGGUUGGACUGGAUGGCCCUUGUGGUCUCUUCCAACUCUAUGAUUCUAUGAUUCUAUUUCUCAAGGUGAAGGGAGGGGAGUGGUGAGCCUUGACUGACUCCUAAUAAAGCACAAUGCUUGCUAUACUAUACAUUUUCACAUAUCCUUUUUUUUUAAUUGAGUAAAUGAAAACAUGCUUUUACAAUUCUAAUAAAAGCCUAUGAGUGCUGAGUAUAGUCUUGGGGCCAGCUGUCUCAGGCUUCUGCUAAAAUGCAAAGACACAGUGAGAACAAUUCCCAGGAAAUGUGAAAGUGAUUAACUGCUUUGCAGAAUUUUUUUGGAUGAAAUGAAGGUGGAAAGAUGUCGCUAUAACAAAAGACAGCCUAUCACAUACAAUGCAACAAAAAUAAAACACUGCUUUAUUUUCAUCCUUGUCUAAAAUUUGUAUUAAAGCGUUAAAACCU
Zootoca vivipara (common lizard) is the source of this 3206-nucleotide messenger RNA. Its product is annotated as fibrinogen-like protein 1. Gene Ontology annotation, molecular function: protein-macromolecule adaptor activity; extracellular matrix structural constituent. The record is from RefSeq and is a predicted model, not a curated record. Gene Ontology annotation, biological process: positive regulation of heterotypic cell-cell adhesion; blood coagulation; fibrinolysis. Gene Ontology annotation, cellular component: fibrinogen complex. Lineage: Eukaryota; Metazoa; Chordata; Lepidosauria; Squamata; Lacertidae.